UCAAUAUUUAGUUUCAUUACAAUCGAAAUUCUAUCGUCAGAAGGUCAAGGACACGAUCCAAUUUAACGAAUACAAAUAUACUAAAAAUAUUUGAAAAUAAUACAUUAUUUUCUUUUCUUUUUGUUUUCGGGCUGCUUCACUGCUCACAAAAUCGACCUAAUUUAUUUUAAAGAUAAAAAGAACCGGUUUUUACUUUCAUAUUAGUGAGUAUAGGUUAUUUGUGCUUAUAUACUGAUAUUCAGAUAACAUCGAUAUAAGUUACAUAAUCUUUAUAUCCGAUUUAUAUGAACGUAAAGAAGUACCGAUCAUUUUGAAUGUCCGUGGACUAAUUAAAAGUUACGAAAGUUGAUCGUAUUCAUCAUCGAGAAUGACACUAACGUGAUGUCGCGAUGAAGGUGGUUUCACGAAUAUGCUUCAAGUAGAAACGACCCAAUUCUCGUUGGACCUGUGGGCCUCGUAAACGUGAAAGAUGUGGGGUGGGGUCUAGUGGUAAGGGAAGGGGGGAGGGCUGGUAAACUGCCUUCAUCUUUUUUCGUUGGGAGGGGCCCAUCGGUACCACCACGUGGACAUAUAAGCACGGCUGGAUAGCAUCGAUGGCACACAGUCACUUACAACCCUUUGCUUGCUUCGUGCAUCACGAGACAGCGAAGAUUUAAACUUGACUUGAGUCUAAGGCAAUUUCGGAAGAAUGCAACUAUUCUUGGUGGCUGCAGCAUUGCUGCAAGUGGGUCUCUGCGGUCAUGUGGCCAUUAGGAUGCCAUAUUUAAACCCUGCUGGUGUAACAUACAUUAAUAACGUCCCAGAGGAAUCAUCCCUUGCUUAUGCAACUGCUUAUCAAACUCAGCAACACUUUGGAGCUCCAUUGCAGUACGCUGCACCCUUACAAUACGCUCAAGCUACAAUUCCAGCGAAGGUUGAAGCACAUCACGUUGGAUAUGCUGCAGCACAAGUACCAGCUGUCGCUGCUGUUCCUUAUGUCAAACAUGUACCAACUGUAUCUCACGUUCCCGUUACCAGGAUUGAAGCACAACCAGCUGUAUUUGAAAAACAGCUUGAUGUCAUCAAGCCUGCUGUCUCCACGCGUAAAGUAGAGGUACGUCGACCGGCUAUUCAGAAACAAUUCUACGAUAUCGAAGAACGUGUAAUCAUCAGGCCAGCUGGUUCAGCAGUGGUAGAACUUGACGAACCAACAUCGAAAUCACAAAAAGGACCUGCCGUUAUCCAACCUUUGGCUUAUGAUUCCAUCCAUGCACCAAUCCAAAUACCAGCACUUACUCAUUCGGUUAGCCCAGCUCCUCUCUUCAUUCCCUCUUCAACCCCAGCACCAGCAAUAGCAUCUUCUACUGCUUCUUCGAUCUCUGAGGAAGAAUCUGUUGUAGUAGACAAUCCUGAAUUCCGUAACGCGAACUCUGCACAAAACGAACAACGUCUCUUCUCUUCUGCUGAUCUAUCUCAGACUAGAACUCAACCUCAAGUAAUCACUCGUUCAAACGGAGCACCAUUGGAAGAAAACUCUCCAUUCAUUGCUCAUGAUCCAUCCCCAUCUGUUGUUCCUAGUCAAAGAUUAAAUGCUGAAGAAAAUAAAUCCAAUCAGAACAGACUGAUCGAGCUUCUCACGGCACGUGGUAGUAUUUCUGAGGUUGGAUUCGAUCGUACAGGAGAUGUCAGCAGACAGAACAUUGAAGCAGGACACAUACGUGCACGCGUUUUGUCCGCAACUCCAGCACCUGAUAACGCGGAACCAACCGAUCAACGUGUCUCCACCAGACGUGUCGUAGUUAGCAGACCAAUCGAAACUCUUCAAGAAGUCGAUGUUGUUGAGCCAGCAACGAAACUCGAAAGAGUAUCUAUUCAGCAGCCAACUCUAAUUAAAACUGCUCAUUUGGAUCACGUUCAGGUUCAUGGUUCUGUACCAGUCGUCGGAAAAGCCUAUGCACCAGCAGUAGCACAUGCAGCUGUUCCUGUUUAUCAGAAAACUAUUUCACCUGCUUACGAGUAUUAUCAUUGAUUAAAAUCUAUCCAAACUCGGCCGAAUUUCAUAAGCUUGGAAAAAGAUUCGUAUAUAUAAAUAUUUUUUACGAUCUUUUUCUGAACUUAUCGAAAUAAUCAUGAUACGCUUAUAUAAAUCCAGUGGAAAUCUUGGCUGAUCGUUCAUUCGAAAAGUCUACAAGAAUUCCAAAUGACUAUUUGUCAUUAUGACUGAUUACAAAAUUCUAUUCCGUGGAGAUGACGUUUACUGUUGUAUAAAAAACCUAGCCAUUAAAGUUGUGAUUAAUAAUGAUCUACAUCUUUUUUGUACUUUCAUAAAUGAACAAGUUGAGUGUAUACACACAUACAUACACACGCACACGCACACAUUAUCACAAAUGAAAAUAAAA
This is a messenger RNA of Vespa crabro (European hornet), 2378 nucleotides long. RefSeq lists its product as uncharacterized. The transcript has 6 exons. The record is from RefSeq and is a predicted model, not a curated record. The coding region runs from base 689 to 2008 and encodes 439 amino acids. NCBI's taxonomy places the organism in Eukaryota, Metazoa, Arthropoda, Insecta, Hymenoptera, Vespidae.